AUGGGCCUCUGGUACUUAGUGUUUCAGUGCGCAAUCAUCGCGGUGGUUGCACAAGAUAACAGUCUUCCGAUCAAUCGAAUAUAUGCUUUAGAAGCGGCCAUGACAUUAACCGAAUCACGAAUACUGGAGCGUAUAGAGCUGUUGGGUGAUAAAAUAAAUAAGUUUAACGAACGUGUCGAUGAGCUGAAGCGUGACAUUAGCAGCAUACAGCUCGGGCUAAGUGAACCGAAAGAUCAAACGAUUCCGUCUAAAACCAUCUCAUCUUCAUGCACGCAACGAAAAGCAGAUGAAAUGUUUAAUACAACACAACAACUGUUCCGGAAUCUUUCCGAUCAGUUACAACACCUUUCCACGUCAACCGAAAAACGGAUGAUCAAUCUAGAGCACCAGCUCGUAAGACUUCCCGAAGACACGGGCGUGUACUUCAUGCGGCCAAAUACAAAUUUCCUGCUAAACUUUACCGUAUCACGUGACUGGACGAAUAAUCAUGGCUUCGGCGGCAAUUGGAUCGUGUUCCAGCGACGGCAGAACGGAUCGCUUAACUUCUAUCGCAACUGGACCGAGUACCGGGAGGGCUUCGGCGAUGUACGCGGUGACCAUUGGUUAGGUUUGGACAAGCUGCACGCGAUCGUGAAGGUGCGUCAGCAUGAGCUGCUGAUCGUGCUGGAAGAUUUCGACGGUGUGAUUGCGUACGCCCAUUACGACGAUUUUAAAAUUGGAAAUGAAACUGAAAAGUAUGUAAUAAAAUCGGUCGGACGGUAUAAGGGUACGGCCGGUGAUUCGUUUUCUUCGCACAAGGAUGAACUGUUCUCUACGUACGAUCAGGAUAAUGACAAGCAUACGGCGAACUGUGCCGAGUGGACCAGUGGAGCUUGGUGGUUCUACAAGUGUCAUCAGUGUCAUUUGAAUGGGGAAUAUUUUACUGGAAAUCUUGACCGUCCAGCUGGUAUUAUGUGGUAUGGCUUUCGAGUCAAAAAAUCACUGAAGAGCUCCAGAAUGAUGGUACGACCAGCCGAGUGA
Anopheles maculipalpis is the source of this 1020-nucleotide messenger RNA. Its product is annotated as ficolin-1-like. NCBI's taxonomy places the organism in Eukaryota, Metazoa, Arthropoda, Insecta, Diptera, Culicidae. Bases 1 to 1020 code for a protein of 339 amino acids. The transcript is spliced from 2 exons. The record is from RefSeq and is a predicted model, not a curated record.